Messenger RNA from Pseudozyma flocculosa PF-1, 1845 nucleotides. RefSeq lists its product as uncharacterized. Gene Ontology annotation, molecular function: actin filament binding. Gene Ontology annotation, cellular component: cortical actin cytoskeleton. Lineage: Eukaryota; Fungi; Basidiomycota; Ustilaginomycetes; Ustilaginales; Ustilaginaceae. Gene Ontology annotation, biological process: actin filament depolymerization; positive regulation of actin filament depolymerization. The transcript has 6 exons. Bases 1 to 1845 code for a protein of 614 amino acids. The record is from RefSeq and is a predicted model, not a curated record.
AUGUCCGCCACCCUGCAGUCGCUCUUUGCGGCCAACCCUACCACCACUCGCGGCCAGAGCACCAAGCUCGGCGUCGAUCCAAAAGGCGAAAAGCUCAUCUACACCCAGAACCGCACCGUCAUCAUCCGCUCCCUCGUCGAUCCCGCACAGCCCGCCAUCGCCUACUCCCAGCACGCCCAGCCCGUCACCGUCGCUCGCAUCUCGCCCACCGGAUACUACUGCGCAUCCGCAGACCACAGCGGCACCGUCCGCAUAUGGGACCUCGCCGGCGACGAGCAGGUCCUCAAGAGCGAAUUCAAGGUCUUUGCCGGUCGCAUCAACGACCUCGCCUGGGACGGAGAGUCGAAGCGCAUCAUCGCCGUCGGAGACGGAAGGGAAAAGUUUGGCCACGCCUUCCUCUUCGACUCGGGCUCCAGCGUCGGCGAAAUCACCGGCCACUCGAGGCCCAUCAACGCCGUCGCCAUCCGCAAAGAACGCCCCUUCCGCGCAGUCACCGCCGGUGACGACAACAACCUCGUCUUCUACCACGGCGCGCCCUACAAGUACAACAAGACGAUCUCGACACACACCCGCUUCGUUCAGGACGUGGCAUACUCGCCCUCGGGCGACCACUUUGCCUCGGUCGGCUCCGAUGGCAAGGUCUUCCUCUACGACGGCAAGACUGGCGAUGUGCUCUCGGAGCUCUCGGCCAAGGUCUCUGCUGGCGAGGGCCACGCCGGCACGAUCUACGCCGUCGACUUUGCCGCAGAUUCCCGUCGCAUCGCCACUGCGGGAGCAGAUGGCUUCGUCAAGGUGUGGGACAUCCAGACCGAAAAGGUGGUCGAGUCGCACGACCUCAACGGCCGCGCAGCAGCGACGGGAGGGCAGAAGGCCGACGACCAGCAGGUCGGCGUCGUGUGGGCCGGCAGCGACAAGGUAGUCAGUCUCAGCCUGUCCGGCGAGAUCAACAUCGUCCAGUCGGGGCAAAUUUCGUCCCUCCAUGGCGCGUGCAAGAGCUUCGGCCCGGGCGCGCUCGCGACGGCUUCGAAUGGCAAAGCUCUGGUAGGCGGCGCCUACGAUGGCCGCGUCCUUACCUGGACGCUCGAUGGCGCGUGCAAGCCCAUCACGGGCGGCGGGCACUCGAACGCCGUGCUCGGCAUCAGCGCGGCGGGCGACAAGCUGGUCAGUGUCGGCAUGGACGACUCGGCGCGGAAGAUUGCUGGAGACAGCUUCGAGGGCGCGGCGACGCCUCUCUCUGGUCAGCCCAAGGGAGUCGCCGCUUCGAGCAAGGGAACGACGGUGGUGGCCGUGCUCGGAGGCAUCGACGUCCUCGCCGCGGGCUCGGGCAACAAGACGCACCUACCCGUUGCCUACACGCCCAGCGCCGUGGCUAUCUCGCACGACGACGUGCUCGUCGCGGUCGGUUCCGAGGAUGCCAAGGUCUACCUUUACACCCUCGAAAACGGAUCGCUCCACGAGCUUGGGAUGCUCCGCGGUAGUCGCAGCGCCGUGACGGCUCUCGCCUACGACCCUUCUGCCAGUCUGCUUGCCGUCGGAGAGAGCAGCGGCAAGAUCCUCGUCUACGACACGGCUUCCCGCGACGUCAAGCUGUCGCACUGGGUCUUCCACUCGGGCCGCAUCAACUCGAUCCGGUUCUCGCCGGACGGCACACACGCCGUCAGCGGCUCGCUGGACACGCACGUCUACGUCUGGAGCGUCAAGAAGCCCAUGAAGAACAUCGCCAUCAAGAACGCGCAUGCUGGCGGCGUCAGCGGCGUCGUGUGGAUUGACGAUGCAAGCAUCGCUAGCGCUGGUGCCGACGGCUGCGUGCGCACGUACGACAUCAAGAGGCAUGAGGGUGCUUGA